CCACGUAUUUGUGAAUUUUCUAGCUCUCCUCUAAAUCUAUUAGUGAUUUGUAGUUUCAUACCAUUAUGGUUGGAAAAGAUACUCAAUAUGAUUUCUGCCUUCUUAAUUUUGUUAAGACUUGUUUGUGACCUAACUUUGGUGUAUCCUAGAGAAUGUUCUGUGUGCACUUGAGAAGAAUAUGUAUUCUGCUGCAGGUGGGUGGCAUCGUUUGUACAUGUCAUUAGGUCCAUUUGGUCUUAGUUGCAGUGCAGCUCCAACAUUUUCUUACCGUUUUUUUCUCAUCUAUCAUCCAUUGUUGAAAAUGGUGUUUGACUCCAUACUAUUACUGCAUUGCCGUCUAUUUCUGACUUCAGUUUUGUUACUAUUUGCUUAAUGUAGUUAGGUGCUCCAAUGUUGGGUGCCUAUGCUUAUAAUUGUUAUUUCCUCUUGAUGAAUUGACUGCUUUAUCACUGUGCAAUGAUCUUCUUUGUCUCUUGUGACAGUUAUUUACUUAAAAGUCUGUUUUGCCUGACAUAGUAUAGUUAUCCCUGUUCUUUUUUGGUUUCGCUCACACAUUUGUGGUUCUGUUGUUUCUUCCAAGAAAGUGAAUGUGUACUUCACCAGCAUUUCUUUGCAUUCAGGUUUCUGGAGUGGAGAAGAGGAUGUUAAGGCACCCUUUGAGCAGAGUGUUUCUGUAGUAAUGUCACAGGCCAGGACUUCCAAAGAACCUUUAUCUUCCCAGAAGACUCACCCCUGUGAGAUGUGUAGUCCAGUCUUGAGAGCUGAGUCCAUUCUUCAUUUGGCUGAGCAGCUGGGAACACAACACAGCCAGAAACUAUUCAAGUGUGGGGCAUGUACAAAAGGAUUUUAUUUCAGUACAAACCUUCAACAGCACCAGGAGCAGCACAUGGGAGAAAAACCGUUCGUAAGCAGCAUGGACAAGGCCUUAUUUGUGAAGAGCUGCAAUUUGCAUGUGUCAGAGGAGGCUUUUACCUAUGAAGAGGUGGAUAAGGACUUCCUGACCACCUUGGGACAUCUGAAGCAGGGAGAAACAGGGAAGCAGGCCAUUCACACCAGGGAGAAGCCAAACACAAUCACCCAGAGCAGUGAAACUUUACAAAGCACUGGGGGAGAAUGCAAGAAAGCUUCUCGCCCCAAAGACACACUUGUUCAGGACCAGGGUGUCUACACUAAAAGACAGUGUUUUGUGUGCAGUGAAUGUGGGAAAGCAUUCAGGUACAAAUCGUCAUUUCUCGUGCACCAGAGAGUUCACACUGGUGACAGGCUUUAUGUCUGUGGUGACUAUGGAAAAUCCUUUAGGGGAAACUCAGCCCUCAAUCAACAUAGAAAAAUUCACACUGGGGCAAGGCAGUACAAGUGCAGCAAAUGUGGGAAAUCCUUUAGCCAAGAAUUUGUCCUCAUUUAUCCUCAGAGGAGUCACACUGGAGAAGAUCAUCACGCGUGCCACAAAUGUGCACAAUCUUUUAGCCACAGCUCCAUCUUCGUUCAACAACAGACAGUUCACACUGGAGACAUGAGUUACGAGUGCACUGAAUGUGGGAAGUCCUUUAGACGAAAAUCUGACCUCAUUGAGCACUGGAGGGUUCACACAGGAGAAAGGCCUUAUGAGUGCAGUGAAUGUGGGAAAUCUUUUACUUCUAGCUCUGCCCUCCGUUAUCAUCAGAGAGUUCACACUGGAGAAAAGCCUUAUAAAUGUAGGGACUGUGGGAAAUCUUUUACGUCUAGCUCUGGCCUACGUUAUCAUCAGAGAGUUCACACAGGAGAAAGGCCAUAUGAAUGUACUGAUUGUGGGAAAUCUUUUACCCAAAUAAAUCACCUCAUUAUACACCGAAGAGUUCACACAGGAGAAAGGCCUUAUAAGUGCAGCGAAUGUGGGAAAUCCUUUAGCCACAAAUCUUACCUCUCUCAACACCAGAGAGUUCACACUGGAGAAAGGCCUUAUGAGUGCUGUGAAUGUGGGAAAUCUUUCACCUCUGGUUCCGCCCUCUGUUAUCAUCAGAGAGUUCACACAGGAGAAAAACCGUAUGAGUGCAGUGAAUGUGGGAAAUCAUUUACCAAUGGACCAAUACUCAUUCGACACCGUAGAAUUCACACAGGAGAAAGACCUUAUGAAUGCAAUCAGUGUGGAAAAUCUUUUACUCAAAGAAAUCAUCUUAAUAUACACCGGAGAGUUCAUACAGGAGAAAGGCCUUACGAAUGCAGCGAAUGUGGGAAAUCUUUUACCUCUGGCUCUGCCCUUCGUUAUCAUCAGAAAAUUCACAUUGGAGAAAGGCCUUAUGAAUGCAAGGAAUGUGAAAAGUCUUUUACCUGUAGCUCUGCCCUCCGUUGUCAUCAGAGAGUUCACACAGGAGAAAGGCCUUUUGAGUGCAGUGAAUGUGGGAAAUGUUUUAGGGAUAGUUCCCAACUGAAUCAACACCAGAGAGUUCACACUGGAGAAAAGCCUUAUGAAUGUAGUGAUUGUGGAAGAUCCUUUAGCCAGAAUUCAUACCUCUCUAAACACCGGAGAGUUCAUACUGGAGAAAGGCCUUAUGAGUGCAGUGAAUGUGAGAAAUCUUUUACUUCUGUUUCUGCCCUUGGCUAUCAUCAGAGAGUUCACACUGGAGAGCGGCCUUAUAAGUGCAGUGAAUGUGGGAAAUCUUUUACCAAUAGCUCGAUACUCAUUCGACAUCGUAGAGUUCACACAGGAGAAAGGCCUCAUGAGUGCAGUGACUGUGGGAAGUCCUUUACCCAAAGAAUUCACCUCGUAAUUCACCGGAGAGUUCACACAGGAGAAAGGCCUUAUGAGUGCAGUGAAUGUGGGAAAUCUUUUACCUCUCGUUCCACCCUCCAUUAUCAUCAGAGAGUUCACACUGAGAAAAGCCUUAUGACUGCAGUGAAUGUGGGAAAUCUUUUAGCCGAAAAUCUAAUCUCUCUCAGCACCAGAGAAUUCACACUGGAGAAAGGACUUAGAUGUGUAAGAAGUAUGUAAUUUCCUUGUUCAGUGCAAUGGCACUGAAAGAAACUGAGGCUCUAAUUGAACUGAAUUCAAACACAACAGUAGGGAGAUAGCUCACGACCUUCAGUUAUGUGGGAUGCAUGUGUGGCUAUGUCGCAGUUUCUUACCUGCCCAGGGCUCUUGGCAGAUUUAUUAUUGCCGGUUUCUUCAGCCAGAUCCAUCUCAUCUCUAUAAUCUGGCAGGUCCCCACAGUAUGCAUCAGUCACUAGCCCAGUCUGCUCAGGGGUGCUGACUUCUCUCAUUUGUUGGAGGAAAUUAGGAAUAGCUUGAGCCCUUCAGAUGUCCUCAUUCCUUCUCUGACCAGCUUGAGCUUGGGCCUGACCCAGUGCUGGCCCAGAGAACAUCAUAUGAGUUCACCUGGCAGCUUGCAGAGAAGGACUACCAUUUUCAGGGACCUAUUGGCCUCAAGAUAGUUGUGAUGAAUUUUUCCAGCUCCCAAGUCACCAGCUCAAGAACUGCCAGCUCCACAUUGCUUUGGUUUGUCCAAUAACAAAGGCCUUAUUGUUUAAGUCCUCUUUAAUCUUGGACGUUCUGUUUACCAUGUGAGGUGGGUUCUACAGGCAUGAAGGGAUGAGCAACUUUUAUGGAGGUCUCAAACUUUCUAUGCCUCAGAGGAGACAUUACAGAGGCUUACCAGUUUCUGCCAAAUUUGUGUUGCUGCCCGUGGCCUCCUAAAAGACUGCAGGGCUUUCUUGCCCUCAUUUGAGGCCAGGAUGCUAUGAGUUUUAGGACGCUCAGUGAUCACCCUGAGAAGAGGCCAAGUGUGACAACCUCAGGAGCUUCUGGGAGUAGCAUGAAUUCUUUCCCUUGUUUACAGGAGAUGUCAGCCCUGUUGAGGGGAAUUGUUUCCCCAGGUCCUGCAAAGAGCCAUGUGUCCACAGUUCAGUGGGUGAUAGUCACUAGGGCUCAGGGCUCAGGGAAAACCAGGAUUACUACAAAAACACCAGCUUAUAGGGAUUCUAGGCGACUGCAGCCGAGUAGAUGGAAAAUACCUGUUUUCAGCGUGCAUCCAGGAAUGUCUGUGACAAUGGCUGUGCAAGAUCAGUAUGUACAUAAAUCUGAGGUCCUCUAGGCAUAAUUAUCUUGUGUAGCUUAAGUCAUCGUCAUUGACAAUAAUGAAAAGGUUUUGUAGAUUCCUGUACCCUCUCAUUGAUACUCAUCUCAAGGUUAUUACUGCACAGGCAGGUUUAGAAAAAGAGAGGGGGAAAAACUGUGGUCCACAGAUGUGUAUCUUGUGACUUGAGUGGCAGGUCCUUCAUUGCCCACUCUACAAGACUGACCUCCAGAAGGCAUGAGAAGGUGGCAUGAAUGUUGGAUUGCCAAAUCUCUUUUCUAAAACGAGUUUGACAUAGAGUUUUUAUCUUGAACCAUUUU
Vicugna pacos (alpaca) is the source of this 4369-nucleotide messenger RNA. The record is from RefSeq and is a predicted model, not a curated record. Lineage: Eukaryota; Metazoa; Chordata; Mammalia; Artiodactyla; Camelidae.